AGUAAAUAUGGCCCUCAAACUUCUAGUCAAAAGUCCAAAUUUCUCUAGAUAUUUAACGAAAUAUCUGGGUUCAGGUCAGAGAUUAUUCAGUGCAGAUGCAAGUUUUAGUGAGUUUGAGCUAAGGUAUCUCGAUGGAGAAAGUGAAGGUAUUGCCGUGAUGGCCAUGAACCGCCCAAAGGCCAAGAAUGCAUUUAGUAGAAAUCUCCUCAAAUUGAUGGAUGAAGCCCUUCAGACUGUGAAAUAUGACAAGAAAGUGAGAGCUGUUAUAGUGAGAAGUGACGCACCUGGAAUUUUCUGCGCAGGCGCAGAUUUAAAAGAGAGAGCUAAAAUGACAGAGGGUGAGGUUGGGCCUUUUGUGGCAAAGGGACGUCAGGUAAUUAAUGAAUUCACAUAUCUGCCCAUGCCUGUCAUAGUAGCUAUGGAUGGCGCUGCUUUAGGUGGGGGGCUAGAAAUGGCGAUGGCCGCUGACUUAAGGAUUGCUGCUUCUAAUGCCAAGAUGGGUGUAGUUGAAACUAGACUGGGUAUCAUCCCAGGUGGAGGUGGGACUCAGAGGCUUCCUCGCCUAGUAGGUCCAGCAAUCGCAAAGGAGUUAAUAUUCACUGCGAGGGUCAUAGACGGGGAUGAGGCAUGUAAAAUAGGACUCGUGAACCAUUCCGUACCCCAGAAUGAGGCUGGUGACGCUGCUUAUCAAAGAGCUGUUGAGUUAGCGCAGGAGAUCUUGCCUAAUGGCCCUGUUGGUGUUAAGAUGGCGAAAGUUGCAAUAAACAGAGGGAUUGAAGUGGACCUUGACUCUGGUCUACAAUAUGAACAACUAUGUUAUGCUCAGGUAAUACCAACUAAAGACAGAAUUGAAGCCUUGAAAGCUUUCAAAGAAAAAAGAAAGCCAAACUUUAUAGGAGAAUAAAUUAAGAAAUAACAAUAAAUAGUGUAAUAAGAAACUCUACAUGACAGAUGCAAAAUUAGUAAAACAUUGUUGUGGGAAAAUAAGAAAAUUUAUUUUUUCUAAUCAGUGUAAAAAUUGAGGACUAACUGACCUUAGUGUGCAAGCUCAGCAAGUCAUAUUAAUAUACAUUUCCUGUUUUGUAUAUGGUACAUGUAUUGUAUUCUAACAGAUCUAUAAUUCUUUGUUCAAUUGUAUAUAAUUAAAUGAGUGUAAUAUUAUACAAAUAGAUAGAAAAUAAUGUGAA
Owenia fusiformis is the source of this 1187-nucleotide messenger RNA. Lineage: Eukaryota; Metazoa; Annelida; Polychaeta; Sabellida; Oweniidae. The record is from the annotation of a GenBank genome assembly.